Messenger RNA from Cyprinodon tularosa, 1774 nucleotides. RefSeq names its product CLN3 lysosomal/endosomal transmembrane protein, battenin (gene cln3). Lineage: Eukaryota; Metazoa; Chordata; Actinopteri; Cyprinodontiformes; Cyprinodontidae. The coding region runs from base 170 to 1525 and encodes 451 amino acids. The transcript is spliced from 15 exons. Gene Ontology annotation, biological process: lysosome organization; regulation of intracellular pH. Gene Ontology annotation, cellular component: lysosome; membrane. The record is from RefSeq and is a predicted model, not a curated record.
GUGUUUCUAGGGAACAUUUCCCAGUGGGGCACAGUAUCUGCUGCUUGUUUAUCAAAAAACUAGUGGUUCCAAUCAGAUAGCUGUUGUUGUAACCCGCGAAUAAAUACCCGAAGCAGAAGAAGUUUAGCUGCAGUUAGCCGUUAGCCUGUCUGUGUUCCUGGUCGGAACCAUGGAGCGUUCAGCGAGCAUUAAUGCAGAUCCUCCCCGGCAGCCUGGCAGUCACGGUUCCUGCGGUGGAUGGAGAAACUGGGUCGGCUUCUGGCUCCUCGGAUUAUGCAACAACUUUGCCUAUGUGGUCAUGCUGAGCGCGGCCCAUGACAUCCUGGAGAAACAAGAAUCAAAAAACUCCACAACAUCUGCCCCACCAGAGCUGGUUGGGAACGUCCCAUCUGGGAACAAGAGCAACAGUAGUGGAUAUGACUGCAGUCCUGUCAGCACAGGGGCUGUGCUGUUGGCCGACAUUCUUCCAACUCUCAUCAUCAAGCUUUUCGCUCCCUUUAUGAUCCACGUCGUACCGUACGGUUUCAGAGUUCUGUUCUGCGUUGCCAUGGCAGCAACGAGUUUCCUGCUGGUGUCCUUUUCCUCUGCUGUGUGGAUGAGUAUUGUCGGAGUGAUAUUUGCCAGUAUCAGUGCUGGACUGGGAGAACUAUCCUUCCUGUCUCUCAGUGUCUUCUUCGACAGGAAUGUUUUGGAAGGCUGGGGCUCUGGGACUGGUGCUGCUGGUGUUGCUGGUUCCCUCCUUUACUCCGGCCUCAUCCAGGCAGGUGUCUCACCCCAGAUCACUCUCCUCAUCAUGCUGGUUGUCCCGCUUGUCAUGUUUGCUAGCUACUUCUACCUCCUGACUCCGGUACCUUCUCUGCCUCAGUGGAGGAGGUCAGAGACGGAGCACCCAGCUGAGGAUUCCCCGGAGCAAGAGCGACUGAUAAAGGAAUCCGAGGAUGAGGAACGGGAGACAUCAGCCUCUGGCCGUAUUCUCUUCCCAUUGAAUGUAGCAGAGGACAGGAGCACGGGGCCCCUUACCCUGAAGGAGAAGGGCCGCGUCAUCAAGGGCUUAUGGCCGUUCGUCCUUCCACUGGGUCUGGUCUACUUUGCUGAGUACUUCAUCAACCAAGGCUUGAUGGAGCUCCUGUUUUUUCACAACUUUUUCCUUUCACAUGCAGAGCAGUAUCGCUGGUACCAGACCCUGUAUCAGGUCGGUGUGCUGGUGUCCCGAUCCUCUCUGCGCUGCUUUAAGUUCAGGAGAGUGUGGAUUUUCUCUUUACUGCAGAUGAUGAACUUGGUCCUUCUCCUGUUUGCGGUGCGCUUCCAGUUCCUGCCCAGCGCCUGGAUCGUCUUCGCUCUGAUCCUCUAUGAGGGUCUGCUUGGCGGAGCGGCUUAUGUGAACACCUUCCACUUCAUCAGCAAGGAGACUGAAAGCAGAUACAGAGAGUUCGCCAUGGCAACCGCCAGUGUUGGAGACAGUCUGGGGAUAGCCCUGGCUGGAGGCGCUGCGUUUCCUGUGCACGAUUACUUCUGUUCCCUGUGACGAAGCCUGCGCCUCUACCAGCAGGACGGAUAAGCAACGCUUCGGGGAUUCGUUCAAAUCAGCAAGGCUUGUUAAAAGGAAGAUUCCUACGACUCGCACACAUUCAGAGAGAAAUCCUCCUGCAUUCAUUCAUUCACAACAGAUGCAUCAGCUGCAUCUUAAUUCUAUGUCCAGAGUGUUGUUGUUUCUCUGGGCUGUCUUUCUUAUGUUAUUUUACCAAUAUUUUUUCUAUAUUGCACUAUGUUUUUA